AUGCGAUCGGCGGACGAGUUCCCCUCCUGCGUCCUGGCGACGAUCUGCGCGUCCCCGGUUGGUCGGGCAGCUGCAACCCAGGCCCACAAUCCUCGCACCAGAUAUGGAAACGGGCCUCCGCGCAACAUUCACCACCUCAGCCUCGUCGAUCCGGCGCUCCAUCAUCCCGCUCUCGCAGAUGUACUCAAGGUCCCGGUCAACCGUGCAGUGAUCGACUACGUUGUCGACGUAACUGUGGACACGGUUGACUUUGCCCUCGGGCGCUCUUCCGCGAUGAAGCGCGGCCGCUCUGCACGUCGCGACCAAAAGCGUGUCGCCUUCACCGAGCUCAUCCAACGCGUGAUCGCCCGCGCUGAGGUCCCCAUCACCGUCGUCCUCGUCCUCCUCGCCUACAUCGAUAGGUGCAAGCCGCAUCUGCGCGUGGCCUCCGACGCCUACGUGCACGAGCGCAUCUUCCUCGGCGCCCUCAUCGUGGCAGCCAAGUACCUGAACGACUGCUCCCCCAAAAACGGCCACUGGGCGCGCUACACCGCCGAGUUCUCCAAGGCGGACAUCGGCCUCAUCGAGCGCGAGUUCCUCGCCGUCCUCGACUUUGACCUCGGCUUCAAGGAGGCGGACCUGCUCGCGCACUGCGACGCGCUCCUCGGCUGCGCGGAGCCGACGCCCGCGUACCGGCACAGCAAGCCCGUGCGGCGCGUCGUGCGCGAGGAGAUCGAGGAGGUCCCCCGCGAUGCGUCCACGAGCCCUGUCUCCUCCGUGUCCUCCGCCGACUCGACGCCGCCGCGCACGCCGCACACCGCCGAGAUGCUCCCGUCGGCGCACAAGCACGUCCGCAAGGUCGCCGCGUCGAAGCCGCACCUCGUGCUCAGCGACACGCCGCUUAGCCAAAUCUGCGCGGUCACCGUCGUCGCCUCAUAG
Molecule: messenger RNA, 918 nt
Organism: Schizophyllum commune H4-8
Lineage: Eukaryota; Fungi; Basidiomycota; Agaricomycetes; Agaricales; Schizophyllaceae
Exons: 3
Coding region: 1-918 (305 amino acids)
Biological process (GO): regulation of cyclin-dependent protein serine/threonine kinase activity
Cellular component (GO): cyclin-dependent protein kinase holoenzyme complex; nucleus
Molecular function (GO): cyclin-dependent protein serine/threonine kinase regulator activity; protein kinase binding
Source: RefSeq, a predicted model, not a curated record